Messenger RNA from Panonychus citri (citrus red mite), 14357 nucleotides. It is a transcript of the gene Dhc64C, whose product is annotated as dynein heavy chain, cytoplasmic-like. Lineage: Eukaryota; Metazoa; Arthropoda; Arachnida; Trombidiformes; Tetranychidae. The record is from RefSeq and is a predicted model, not a curated record. Gene Ontology annotation, cellular component: dynein complex. Gene Ontology annotation, molecular function: ATP hydrolysis activity; dynein intermediate chain binding; ATP binding. Gene Ontology annotation, biological process: microtubule-based movement.
CUCUCACUCUUGUUGUUUUCUAUUCUCAUUUCAUUUCAUAUGGAUGAACUUUUCUUUUGUAAUCAUCAUCAUCCAACAUCAUCUUUCUAAUUAAUUAUAGUUUAAUAAAAAUCAUGUUAUGUAUUGUGUCACAUUAUGAAUGACAGUUUGGAUCCAAUUUCCACCAUUGGUGGUGGUGGUGGUGGUUCCGGAGGUGAUUCACUUCCCUCCGCUUCUGAUCCAACCACCGUUCAAUUGCCAACAAUUGAAGUCUCAACCCUAGUCACCUACAUAAAGGAAGUCGUUGCUCCUGCUUUAGAAGGGCGAGCAUACGUUCAUCCAUCUUUAGUAAAUCUACUUGAUCGUUCAAGUUCACAGGAAAAAUUGAAAAAAUUUAUCACCGAUACUCAAGUAAAAUCCAUCUUAAUUCAAAGAUUCUCCAGUAAAGAGGAUGAAGAAGUAUCUGAACAUAGCUCAGAAUCUAGUGACAAUGUCGCUUUUUCCAUUACCGAGGAGGCCAGUUACUCUAACCCCCGGGUAACUGGACAUUUGUUAAUCAAAAAAUCUCCAGUCUUAGAGGCUGACAAAAAUAUUGCCAGUCAAUUGUUGUACAUGUAUUUGGAUAAUACAAAUGUCUAUGAGACUCUUCAUUAUUAUGUUAGCUCUGGUAUUGGGCCAGUUUUUAAGUCAUAUGUUAGGGAAACUAAAAGGGCAGAAAGAGACGGUGAUAAAAUGGUCCCUUCCACCGAGAAGCGAAUUGCUGAGUUGGAGAUGAAUUUAUUACAUUUACAACAAAACAUUGAUAUUCCGGAGAUUAAUUUACAAGUUCACCCAACUGUAAUAGCAGUGAUGAAAAAAUGUGCCGAAGAGGGUUGUAAAGCAACGGUAAAUGAUUUUGCCGAUAAAAUAGAUGAUUCAGUUUUCCUAAAUCAAUUACAGAAUCAGGUGAACCGGUGGAUCAGAGAGAUUCAAAAAGUGACCAAAUUAGAUCGAGAUGCGUCCACAGGUACUGCUCUUCAAGAGAUUAGUUUCUGGCUUAAUCUGGAGAGAGCUUUACUUAGAAUUCAGGAGAAAAGGGAAACUCCUGAGGUUGCCCUUACCUUGGACAUCCUUAAAAAGGGUAAACGUUUCCAUGCCACCGUUAGUUUUGAUGCUGACACCCGAUUGAAAGAAGCUCUGGCCAUAGUCAAUGAUUAUAAUCCAUUGAUGAAAGAUUUUCCUCUCAACGAUCUACUCUCAGCCACCGAUUUAGACAAGAUAAGAUCAGCCCUUCAAAUUAUCUUUCAUCAUAUGAAAAAAAUUCGUAAUACCAAAUAUCCAAUCAAACGAGCUUUAAAAUUAGUGGAAGCCAUUUCAAGAGAUUUAAUGACGCAGUUGUUGAAGGUACUGGGAACAAGACGAAUGAUGAACAUUUCUUUUGAAGAAUUUGAAAAACUAGUGAGUGCUUGUUCUGAAGUAUUUGGAACUUGGGAUGAUGAAUAUGAUAAACUUCAAGGUUUAUUAAGAGAUAUAAUCAAACGCAAACGAGACGAAAAUUUAAAAAUGGCUUGGAGAAUUAAUUUGGCUCAUAAAAAGCUUCAAACACGAGUUGAUCAAAUGAAGAGAUUCAAACGUCAACAUGAGCAACUUCGUGCUGUUAUUGUUAGAGUAUUGAGACCGGUAUCAUCUUCUCAUCGAGCUGCAAUCACCAGUACCGAAGUCGAUAAAGAGGUUGACAUGGAAGAAAAUUUUUCGGCUGAAGAAAAUGCCGAUCUCAAUGCAAUUGGUGAGGUUAAUCUUGCCUAUGAAUUGGUUAAAGAGGUUGAUCCAUUGGAUAUAAGUAAAGAAGGAAGUGACUCAUGGGAAGCAGCCUUGAAACGUUACGAAGAGAGAAUAGAUCGAGUUGAAGCUCGAAUAACAGCAAAACUUCGUGAUCAAUUGGGAACAGCUAAAAAUGCUAAUGAAAUGUUUCGCAUUUUCUCUCGAUUUAAUGCUCUUUUUGUUCGACCUCACAUUCGAGGAGCCAUUCGAGAGUAUCAAACACAACUGAUACAACGAGUUAAAGAUGACAUUGAAGCGUUACAUGAGAAGUUUAAAAUUCAAUUUCUCCAAAGUAAGGCUUGUAAAAUGUCCAAGGUUCGUGAUAUCCCACCAAUCGCUGGAAGUAUUUUAUGGGCAAAGCAAAUUGAAAGACAAUUAUCUGUCUACAUGAAACGAGUUGAAGACGUUCUUGGAAAGGGUUGGGAAAAUCAUGUAGAAGGUCAAAAGUUGAAAGCUGAUGCAGAUUCUUUCAGAGUUAAAUUAAACACUACACCAAUAUUUGAAGAAUGGGCUCGAACUGUGCAACAAAGGCAACUUAAUGUAUCUGGUCGUAUAUUCAACAUUGAAUCAGUGAGAUCUCGAUCAGGUAAAAAUAAUGCACUCAAGUUACGUGUCAACUUUAUGCCGGAAAUAAUUACCCUCGCCAAAGAGGUACGAAAUUUGAAAAGUUUGGGUUUCCGUGUUCCUCUGGCAGUUGUUAACAAGGCUCACCAAGUGAAUCAACUUUAUCCUUUUGCAAUAUCUCUCAUUCAAACAGUUAAAUCUUAUGAAAGAGCCUGUGAAAAGGUUGAUGAGAAACCCACCGUCAUCUUAUUAGUAGUUGGGAUGAAAAAAGAUGUACAAACAAUCCUAUGUGAAGGUGUUUCUCUUGUCUGGGAAUCUUAUAAAUUAGAUCCAUAUGUUAAACGGCUCGCCGAAUUUGUUCAAAAUUUCCAAGAAAAAGUGGACGAACUUUUGAUCACCAAUGAACACAUCGAAAUUGAGGUAAAAAGCCUUGAAACUUGUGCCUACUCAUCAACAAUCUUUGCAGAGAUUUUAAAUCGUAUUCAAAAAUCAGUUGAUGACUUAAGCCUUCACCGUUACUCUAAUCUUAAUCAAUGGGUCAACAAAUUAGACGAAGAAGUUGAAAAACGCCUUGCAGCUCGUUUACAUGCCGGAAUUAAAGCUUGGACUGCUGCUUUGGUUGGUCAAGAGAAAGAUGAUAUGGAUGUUAUACCCGAUACCGAAAUUGUUGCCACUCCUGUUUGUAAAGCGGGUGGUGACCCGAAAAUUCAAGCUCUUUACCAUGAAUUCCGGAUAACAAAUCAAGUCAUGUACAUCAGCCCAUCCAUUGAAGAGGCACGUUUCAAUUUACUCCAACAACUGUUUGCUUGGGAAAACGUUGCUCUCCUACUUAAUCGUAUUGAAUCAACACGUUACCAAGUUGGUUUGGAUCGAUCCUCUGUACCACAGUAUCGAAUGUUGUUGAAAAAAAUGACCGAUGGUCAUACAGCAAUUGAACAAGCUUAUGAAGCGAUUGAGGAUAAAAUUGAAAAAAUGAAAGUUUAUGUUGAUCAAUGGUUAAGAUAUCAAUCAUUAUGGGAUCUUCAACCUGAUAUGCUUUAUGCUCAAUUGGGAGAUGACAUCUCAAAAUGGAUGAAUACUCUUACCGAAAUUAAAAAAUCCCGAUCCAUUUUUGAUACCACCGAAACUCGUAAAGAAAUUGGACCAAUCAUCAUUGAUUAUGCUAAAGUUCAAUCUAAAGUUACUCUUAAAUACGAUUCAUGGCAUAAAGAGGUUCUUUCUAAAUUUGGUUCACUUCUUGGUAAUGAGAUGGUUAAAAUGCACACUCUCAUUUCUAAAUCUCGUUCUGAACUCGAACAACAAUCAAUCGAUACAGCAAAUACAAAGGAAGCAGUUACAUUUAUUACCUAUGUUCAAUCAUUAAAAAGUAAAAUGCGUCAAUGGGAGAAACAAGUUGAAAUUUACAAGGAAGGACAACGAGUCCUUGAACGACAAAGAUUCCAAUUCCCGACCAACUGGUUACACGUUGAUAAUAUUGAAGGUGAAUGGUCAGCUUUCAAUGAAAUAAUGAGACGUAAAGAUGCCGCUAUUCAAGCACAAGUCGCAAGUUUACAAGUUAAAAUUGUGGCUGAAGACAAAUUUGUCGAGACUCGAACUACAGAUCUUCUUGUUGAAUGGGAAAAAGGUAAACCGGUUGAAGGUUCAUUACCACCCAAUGAUGCUACAGCUCGACUUCAGAUGUUUGAAACUAAAUUUACUCGCCUUCGUGAGGCGGACAACGUUAUGAAAGCAAAAGAAGCGUUAGAGUUACUUGAACCUGGUGCAGCUCCUGUUCUUGCCUCUGAUGAGAAAUUAGAUGUUGCCCUGGAAGAGUUACAAGACUUGAAAGCAGUUUGGUCUGAAUUGUCCAAAAUUUGGUCUCAAAUUGAAACUCUUAAAGAGUUACCUUGGCUUUCAGUUCAACCUCGAAAAGUCCGUCAAAGUUUGGACAAUCUGAUGAAUCAAUUGAAGGAAAUGCCAGCUCGUUUCCGUCAAUAUGCAUCUUAUGAAUAUGUUAAAAGAUUAAUCCAAUCUCACCUUAAAAUUAACAUGAUCAUCAUUGAACUUAAAUCAGAUGCACUAAAAGAACGUCACUGGAAACAAUUAACUAAACAAUUACGGGUCCGUUGGGUGAUUAAUGAUUUAACCUUGGGACAAGUUUGGGAUGUCGAUUUACAACUAAAUGAAUCAAUUGUACGUGAUGUUAUUCUAAUUGCUCAAGGAGAAAUGGCCUUAGAAGAAUUCUUGAAACAAGUUCGUGAAGCUUGGCAAAACUAUGAGCUUGACUUGAUUAGCUAUCAAAACAAGUGUCGCCUCAUCCGUGGUUGGGAUGAUUUAUUUAACAAAGUAAAAGAGCACAUCAACUCAAUUACUGCAAUGAAAUUGUCACCCUAUUACAAAGAGUUUGAGGAAGAUGCUCUCGCCUGGGAAGAGAAACUUAAUCGAAUCAACGCUCUUUUUGAUGUUUGGAUUGAUGUUCAACGCCGAUGGGUUUACCUUGAGGGUAUUUUCUCAGGUUCUUCUGAUAUUCAAGCUUUACUUCCUGUGGAAACUCAACGUUUCCAUUCAAUCAGUACCGAAUUUUUAACACUCAUGAAAAAGGUCAGCAAAAGUCCAUUGGUAAUGGAUGUUCUCAACAUUCCGGGUGUUCAAAAAUCUCUCGAAAGAUUAGCUGAUCUUUUGGCUAAAAUUCAAAAAGCACUUGGUGAAUAUUUGGAAAGAGAAAGAUCAUCUUUCCCUCGUUUCUAUUUCGUCGGAGAUGAAGAUCUUUUAGAAAUCAUUGGUAACUCUAAAAAUAUUCCUCGACUUCAGAAACACUUUCGCAAAAUGUUCGCUGGUGUUUCCUCAAUCAUUUUGGACGAAGAUUCAACUUACGUUCUUGGUUUAAGUUCUAAAGAGGGUGAAGAGGUUCGGUUCGCAACACCAGUCUCAAUUAAAGAUCAUCCUAAAAUAAAUGAAUGGUUGGCACUUGUUGAGCAAGAAAUGAGAAUAACUUUGGGUAAAUUGUUAGCUCAAGCUGUCUCUGAUUCUGCUUCAUUCAAAACUGGUGACAUCAAUCCAGCUGAUUACAUGGAAUGGCUUGAUAAAUAUCAAGCUCAGAUAGUUGUUCUAGCCGCUCAAAUUGGUUGGUCCGAAUAUGUUGAAAGUGUACUUACCACAAUGUCAACCGAAGAAACUGGUGAUUUAAAACCAUUAGAAGAAGUGUUGAAAUCGGUUGAGAAGACACUAGUUAUUCUUGCUGAUUCAGUUCUCCAAGAGCAGCCUGCCCUUCGUCGUAAAAAGUUAGAACAUUUGAUUACCGAGUUUGUUCACAAACGAGAUGUAACUCGAUCAUUGAUCAGGAGAAAAGUAACUUCACCAAAAUCUUUCCAUUGGCUUAAUCAGAUGAGAUUUUACUUUGACCCUCGACGUCCAAGUGUCCUUAAACAACUUUCUAUUGUCAUGGCAAAUGCUAAAUUCAAUUAUGGCUUUGAAUACCUUGGAGUUCAGGAUAAAUUGGUUCAAACUCCUUUAACUGAUCGAUGUUAUCUUACCAUGACACAAGCAUUAGAAGCACGACUUGGAGGUUCACCUUUCGGUCCUGCAGGUACCGGUAAAACGGAAUCAGUGAAAGCUCUUGGAAAUCAGUUGGGUAGAUUUGUUCUUGUUUUUAAUUGUGAUGAAACGUUUGACUUUCAAGCCAUGGGUCGGAUUUUUGUUGGUCUUUGUCAAGUUGGUGCUUGGGGUUGUUUUGAUGAAUUCAAUCGUUUAGAGGAACGUAUGUUAUCAGCUGUUUCUCAACAAAUUCAGCAAAUUCAGGAAACUCUUAAAUCUAAUCAAAAUCAAGAUCGAACUGAUCUAACUGUUGAACUGCUUGGAAAACAAGUUCGUAUUGUCGCUGAUAUGGCCAUUUUUAUCACAAUGAAUCCUGGUUAUGCAGGUCGAUCCAAUUUACCUGAUAACUUGAAGAAACUUUUCCGUUCCCUGGCCAUGAAUAAACCUGAUCGACAAUUAAUUGCUGAAGUGAUGUUAUUUUCACAAGGUUUCCGAACAGCUGAAAAAUUAGCCAACAAAAUUGUGCCUUUCUUUAAACUUUGUGAUGAACAACUUUCAAAUCAAUCUCAUUAUGAUUUCGGUCUUCGUGCAUUGAAAAAUGUCCUUGUUUCAGCGGGUAACAUUAAACGAGACCGAAUAGCCAAAAUUAAGGAAGACAUGAAAACUCGUGGUGAUGCUGAUCUCAUCGAUGAGGCUCGAAUUGCGGAAAAAUUGCCUGAACAGGAGAUUCUUAUUCAAUCAGUCUGUGAGACUAUGGUUCCAAAACUGGUCGCGGAGGACAUUCCCUUGUUAUUUUCACUUCUAUCUGAUGUAUUCCCAGGAAUACCUUACACUCGAGCUGAAAUGGCUCAACUUAAAGAACACAUUGCAAAAGUCUGCCAAGAAAUGCAUCUUAUUUGUGGUAUCGAAAAGGGUGACUCUAAUGGUGAAAAUGCUUGGAUUGAAAAGGUACUUCAAUUGUAUCAAAUAUCUAAUCUCAAUCAUGGUUUGAUGAUGGUUGGUCCAAGUGGUUCGGGUAAAUCAACCGCUUGGCGAGUUUUGUUAAAAGCUCUUGAACGGUAUGAAGGAAUUGAAGGUGUGGCUCAUGUUAUCGAUCCAAAGGCCAUUUCAAAGGAGGCACUUUACGGAAAUCUCGAUUCUAACACUCGCGAAUGGACUGAUGGUCUAUUCACACACAUUCUAAGAAAAAUCAUAGACAACAUUCGUGGUGAGAUUAACAAACGCCAAUGGAUCAUAUUUGAUGGUGAUGUUGACCCUGAAUGGGUUGAAAAUCUCAAUUCAGUUCUCGACGACAAUAAACUACUCACUUUACCAAAUGGUGAACGUCUUAGUCUACCUCCUAAUGUACGAAUCAUGUUCGAAGUUCAAGAUCUCAAGUAUGCAACUCUUGCCACCGUAUCUCGUUGUGGUAUGAUUUGGUUUAGUGAAGAUGUUUUGUCUACUGAAAUGAUUUGUGAAAACUUUUUCCUUCGACUUGCAUCUGUUCCUCUGGAGGAAACGGAAGAAGAUUCAACACCCUAUGGAAAUAAGAAGAAAAGAUCAGAAACUGGAUCAGAUUUAUCAUCUUCUGAUAUCUUAUCGCCUAACAUGCAAGUUCAACGUGAUACCAUUAACAUACUUCGACCUUAUUUCACCUCAGAUGGACUUGUUAUCCGAGCCCUUGAAUUUAGUGCGACUCAAGAACACAUUAUGGACUUUACUAGACUUCGAGCUCUUAAUUCCUUGUUCUCUAUGCUCAAUGAAGUGGUUCGUCGGGUCCUUAACUACAAUCACAAUCAUUCCGAUUUUCCUAUGCCUUCAGAACAAUUGGAAAGUUAUAUUUCCAAAUCACUUGUUUACGCAAUUUUGUGGUCAUUUUCCGGUGAUGCAAAACUCAAGUCUCGUUGUGAUCUCGGUGAUUUUAUCCGAAAUGUAACCACAAUCCCAUUACCACCUAACACAGCUUCAUUACCAAUAAUUGAUUAUGAGGUGGCAUUUAAUGGUGAAUGGGCACCAUGGCAAAAUCGUGUUCCUCAAAUCGAGGUUGAAACCCAUAAAGUUGCCGCUCCUGAUGUUGUUGUUCCAACUCUGGAUACUGUUCGUCACGAGUCUCUACUCAAAACUUGGCUCGCUGAGCACAAUCCUAUUGUCCUUUGUGGUCCACCGGGUUCUGGUAAAACAAUGACACUUUUCUCAGCCCUUCGUUCCCUCCCUGAUAUGGAAGUUGUUGGUCUCAAUUUUUCCAGUGCUACUUCACCCGAACUAUUAUUGAAAACAUUUGACCAUUACUGUGAAUAUCGUAAAACUCCUAACGGGAUUGUUCUUGCUCCCGUUCAACUUGGUAAGUGGUUGAUACUUUUCUGUGAUGAAAUCAAUCUUCCCGAUAUGGAUAAAUAUGGUACUAUGAGAGUCAUCUCAUUCCUCCGUCAAAUGGUUGGUCAUGGUGGAUUUUACCGAACCACCGAUCAGGCAUGGAUUCGUUUGGAAAGAAUCCAAUUUGUUGGUGCUUGUAAUCCGCCCACUGAUCCCGGUCGUAAGCCACUUUCUCAUCGAUUCCUUCGUCAUGUUCCUGUGGUUUAUGUUGAUUAUCCUGGAGAAACUUCACUCAAGCAAAUUUAUGGUACAUUCAACAGAGCCAUGUUACGUGUCAUUCCACCACUUCGAGCCUACGCUGACCCAUUGACCGCUGCAAUGGUUGAAUUUUACCUCAUGUCUCAAGAACGAUUUACCCAAGAUAUGCAGCCACAUUAUGUGUACUCUCCUCGAGAAUUGACUAGAUGGGUUCGAGGUAUUUACGAAGCAAUUCGUCCAUUAGAAACACUUACAGUCGAAGGACUUGUUCGUCUUUGGGCUCAUGAAGCUUUAAGAUUAUUCCAAGAUCGUCUUGUUACCGACGAAGAACGUAUCUGGACUGAUGAAAAUGUCGACAUGGUUGCACUUAAACACUUUCCUAACAUUGAUCGUCGACAAGCUCUCGAUCGACCAGUACUUUACUCCAAUUGGACAUCGAAAGAUUACAUACCUGUCGACCGAGAAGAGCUUCGUGGUUUCAUCAAAGCUCGACUCAAGGUAUUCUAUGAAGAAGAACUUGAUGUUAAACUUGUUCUAUUCAACGAAGUGUUGGACCAUGUGCUUCGUAUUGAUCGUAUUUUCCGUCAACCACAAGGGCAUGUUCUUUUGAUUGGUGUUAGUGGUGCAGGUAAAACAACUUUAUCCCGUUUCGUAGCCUGGAUGAAUGGUCUCAGCAUUUUCCAGAUCAAAGUUCACAAUAAAUAUACCGCUGCUGAUUUCGAUGAAGACUUACGAUGUGUACUUCGUAGAUCAGGUUGUAAAGAUGAAAAGAUUGCCUUUAUUCUCGAUGAGUCAAACGUCCUCGAUUCAAGUUUCCUCGAGCGGAUGAAUACUCUUCUCGCCAAUGGUGAGGUUCCCGGUCUCUUCGAAGGAGACGAAUUUACAACCUUAAUGACCCAAUGUAAAGAAGCCUCACAACGCGAAGGCCUCAUGUUGGACUCUAACGAAGAGCUGUAUCGUUGGUUCACACAACAAGUUAUGCGAAACCUUCAUGUAGUUUUCACCAUGAAUCCAUCGUCUGAAGGGCUUAAAGAUAAAUCGGCAACAUCACCCGCUCUUUUCAAUCGUUGUGUCAUCAACUGGUUUGGUGAUUGGUCUGAUGAAGCUCUUUACGAAGUGGGUAAAGAGUUUACAGCUAAGCUUGACAUCGAUCGACCAGCUUAUCGUGCUCCAGAAUACUUUCCCACCGCUUUCCCAGGAACUCCAAUGCCAGCGACUCACCGUGUCGCUAUUGUCAACGCUCUCGUUUAUUUCCAUCAAACUCUCCAUUUGGCCAAUAAACGCCUUCUCAAACGUGGAUCUCGUAUCACAACAAUUACACCUCGUCACUAUUUGGACUUUAUCAACCAUUAUGUCAAACUUUUCCAUGAGAAAUGUUCAGAACUCGAAGAAGAACAGUUGCAUCUCAAUGUUGGUCUAUCAAAGAUUCGAGAGACAGUCGAACAAGUUGAAGAACUACAAAAAUCGCUCGCCUUGAAAACAACUGAACUUGAGGCGAAAAACCAAGCUGCAAACACGAAAUUGAAAGAAAUGUUAAAAGACCAACAAGAAGCUGAAAAACGUAAACUCCAAUCUCAAGACAUUCAAGCUCAACUCAAAAAACAAGAAGAAGCUAUUCAAGAAAAACGAUCAAGCGUCAUGGCUGAUCUAUCGCAAGUCGAACCCGCCGUGGCAGAAGCUCAACAAGCUGUGCAAUCGAUAAAGAAACAAAAUCUUGUCGAAGUUAAAUCAAUGUCCAAUCCUCCACCCCCUGUGAAAAUGGCUCUUGAGUCGAUUUGUUUGCUUCUUGGAGAAUCGACAUCUGAUUGGAAAGUUAUCAGAUCCGUUCUUCAACGGGAUAACUUUAUUUCCACAAUUGUCAACUUCCACACAGAUAAUAUAACGAAUGAUAUACGACAAAAAAUGCGAACCAAAUAUCUGGAAAAUCCUGAUUAUAACUUUGAAAAAGUUAACCGUGCUAGUCUUGCCUGUGGUCCAUUGGUCAAAUGGGCGAUAGCUCAGCUCAACUACUCGUCAAUGUUGAAGCGUAUCGAACCUCUGAGAAAUGAAUUGACCAGUUUACAAUCAGAGGCUGAAAGUAAUAAGAAAAAAGCUGCUGAUAUUGAUUCAGUUAUUGUUAAUUUAGAAAAGUCAAUUGCUUCAUACAAAGAGGAGUACGCUAACCUCGUUAGUCAAGCUCAAGCCAUUAAAGCUGAUCUAGCCUCGGUUCAGGCUAAAGUUGAUCGUAGUAUUGCUCUUAUCUCAUCGUUAAGCUCAGAGCGGGAACGUUGGGAACUGUCUAGUGAAACUUUCAAACAUCAAAUGCAGACUAUCGCUGGGGAUGUGCUUUUAUCAUCAGCGUUCCUUGCUUAUGCUGGUUACUUUGAUCAACAAUAUCGUCAAAAUUUAUUCAAUUCUUGGUGCACACAUUUACAACAAGCUGCAAUCCUUUUCCGUCCUGAUCUUGCUCGAACUGAAUAUUUAUCAACAGCUGAUGAAAGGCUAAGAUGGCAAGCAAAUUGUUUACCAUCUGAUGAUCUGUGCGUUGAAAAUGCAAUCAUGCUGAAACGAUUUAAUCGUUACCCACUGAUCAUUGAUCCAUCCGGACAAGCAACUAAAUUCCUGCUCAAUGAGUUUUCCAACAAGAAGAUUACCAAGACAAGUUUCUUGGACGAUUCGUUCCGUAAAAACUUAGAGUCUGCUCUUCGUUUUGGUAAUCCAUUGUUAGUUCAAGAUGUUGAAAACUACGAUCCUAUUCUCAAUCCAGUUCUUAAUCGUGAAGUACGUAAAACUGGUGGUCGAGUGUUGAUAACUUUAGGAGAUCAAGAUAUUGAUCUUUCACCAUCUUUCUCUAUUUUCCUCUCGACUCGAGACCCAACCGUUGAAUUUUCACCUGAUCUCUGUUCUCGAGUUACAUUUGUCAACUUUACCGUCACCCGGUCCAGUUUGCAGAGUCAAUGUCUAAACCAAGUCUUGAAAGCGGAAAGACCAGACAUUGAUGAGAAACGUUCCGAUCUAUUAAAACUUCAAGGUGAAUUUCAUGUUAAAUUACGACAACUUGAGAAAUCGCUUCUUCAAGCUCUCAAUGAUGCCAAAGGUCGGAUUCUUGACGAUGAUAAUGUUAUUGGUACAUUAGAAAAACUUAAGAAUGAAGCUGCCGAUAUCUUCCGUAAAGUCGAGGAAACGGACAAAGUAAUGGCCGAAGUGGACGCUGUGUCUCAACAAUACAUGCCACUGUCUCAUGCAUGUAGUUCAAUUUACUUCACUCUCGAAGGUCUCAACCAAGUGCACUUCCUUUAUCAAUACUCACUACAAUUUUUCCUGGACAUUUACAGUGACGUUUUACUUCGUAAUCCUCACCUCGAAGGUGUUAACGAACCAAACGCUCGACUUUCUAUUGUAACCAAAGAUCUUUUUGAGAAUGUUUACCGACGUGUGACUCGAGGAAUGCUUCAUGACGAUUGGAUUGUUUUCGCUCUUUUAUUAUGUAAAAUUCACCUUCGUGGUUUCUCAGCUGAGCCCAACUUUGAAAAUGAAUUUGAUCAUUUCUUACGAGGUAAAGAAGGUAUUUUACCUGGACAACCAACAGUGUCGUCAUCUUUACUAAACACUGACCAACUAGAAAAUGUGACCGCUCUCUCUAAGUUACCCGCUUUUAAAAGUAUCCAGCAAAAGAUUGAUUCGUGUUCUAAUUUGAAAGAAUGGCUUGAUACUACUGCCGCUGAGGAAAAUGUCCCUCAAUUGUGGGAUGAUGAGAAACUAUUAACUUAUGUUGGUAUUGCAAUGCACCAACUAUUAAUAACCAAAGCUUUCCGACCAGAUCGUGUUAUUGCCAUGGCACGAAAAGUGGUUGAGACAGUUUUAGGAGCUGCUUUCCUAUCAGCUGCUGAAACUGAACUGGACAUGACAAAUAUUGUACAGAAAGAGAUUAAACCAACAAAUCCUAUUCUCAUGUGUUACGUUCCUGGUUACGAUGCUUCAGGAAGAGUUGAAGAUCUAUCAGCUGAACUUGGAAUUAAACCUGUUUCCAUUGCUCUUGGUUCAGCGGAGGGUUUCAGCCGAGCUGAGAAAGCAAUUAAUUCAGCUUCCAAAAAUGGUGGUUGGGUUAUCUUGAAAAAUGUCCAUCUAGCUCCCCAAUGGCUUGUACAGUUGGAGAAAAAAUUACAUACCCUUCUAGCUCAUCCAGGAUUCCGUCUAUUUUUAACAUUUGAAAUUAAUCCAAAAGUACCAGUCAACUUACUUCGCGCUGGUCGAAUAUUUGUCUUUGAACCACCACCGGGAAUCAAGGCCAAUCUACUAAGAACCUUUAACACCAUUCCAGCUGAAAGAAUGACCCGACUACCAGCAGAGCGAUCUCGCCUUUACUUUUUACUCUCAUGGUUCCAUGCAAUUGUGCAAGAGCGACUUCGAUACUGUCCUCUUGGUUGGUCCAAAAAGUAUGAAUUCAACGAAUCAGAUCUUCGAGUAGCAAGUGAUACAUUAGAUACUUGGAUUGAUUCAGUUGCUCUUAACCGCACCAACUUACCGCCUGAGAAGGUUCCUUGGGACGCUAUCAGGACUCUUUUUGGUCAAUGUAUUUAUGGUGGUAAAAUUGAUAACGACUUCGAUCAACGUUUAUUAACAUCUUUCUUGAACAAACUUUUCACAUUUAAAAGUUUCGAGCCUGAUUUUGGUCUAACAACUGCUUCCGGUCCUGACGGGAAACAGUCUUUGAUAACUAUGCCGGAAGGUAAUGGUCGAGAUCAUUUCUUUGAGUGGGUUGAAAGUCUUCCGGAAAAACAAACACCCUCAUGGCUUGGACUACCUGAUAAUGCUGAGAGGGUACUUUUAACUAAUCAAGGUGCUAAUGUUGUCUCUAAAUUAUUGAAACUUCAAUUAAUUGAAGAUGAUGAAGAUGUAGUUUAUGUUAGUGAAAGUGAAACCAGUGAGGGUACACGACGAGUUAAACAAUCUUCCGGUGACGGUCGACCUGCUUGGAUGCGAACCCUUCUCAAUUCAGCAACUAAUUGGCUUCGAUUAUUACCAAAUAAUUUACAAACUCUCCAUCGAACAGUUGAAAAUAUCAAAGAUCCACUUUAUCGUUACUUUGAACGUGAAGUUAACAGUGCAUCUCGUUUGCUUGAAAUUGUCCGACAUGAUUUGGAUGAUGUUCAGCUGAUUUGUAAAGCAGCUAAAAAACAAACUAAUCACCACCGUUUAAUGAUCAGCGAUUUAGCCAAAGGUGUAAUUCCCAAUCAUUGGAGGAAAUAUACAGUCCCACAGGAUACUACGGUUCUUCAAUGGAUUGCUGACUUCAGUGAUCGAGUUAAACAAUUACAAAAGGUUUCCAAUAGAUGUACUUCAGGAGGAGCUUCCGUAUUAAAGGGAAUUAAUGUUUGGCUCGGAGGUUUAUUCAAUCCUGAGGCUUAUAUCACAGCAACUAGACAAUAUGUUGCUCAAGCAAAUAAUUGGUCACUUGAAGAGUUAUACUUGGAAGUGGAAAUUGCUGAUUCGGACAAUCAAAAUAUAGUAAUGGAUGAAUGUAGUUUUGGUGUAACAGGAUUGAAAUUACAAGGAGCAAAAACAACUAAAAAUAAACUUUAUUUAACUUCGGCAAUAAUGACAGAUUCACCAUUAACCCGUCUCAGAUGGAGCAGAGUCGAUAAAGGAACUGGAAUCAAAGGAUGUAAAGUUACCUUACCUGUUUAUCUUAAUCUCAAUCGAUCUGUUAUUUUGUUCACUGUAGACCUUGAAGCUGGACCUAAUCAUGAUGAAUUUUCUUUCUAUGAAAGAGGAGUUGCCUUUAUCAGCUCUUCCCUUGGUUAAUUGUAUCAUCAAUUUCUAAUUAUUCUUAUCCUAUCUCUCUUCCACCUUCCAUCUUUCUCCUUUUUCAUCCAUUUUUUUACUCCUUCAAAGAGUGAAAACUAAAACCAAAAGCCAUUUUAGGAAACUAAAGCAAAGCAAGAGAAAAGCUUCUCAUCUUGUAAAGUUAA